AUCAGUAAGCUCCAACAUUUUAUCCGUGUCACUCAUACAGAAUAAAUUGCUCGAGUUUCAUUCACUUAUCAGACAACAAAACAAAACAAGUUUCCAAUUAAUUCCACAUUUUCGUCGAAUUGCUUCAAAAUUUUCGGAACUCAUGUGUCAAAAAUUUCUUAAAAAGGGACAAAUUUACAAAAUUACUUGCUACCAGAAAUCGUGCCAAUUUCAAUAUAAAAAAGUUUUUCUGAAUUUUUUAUCAAUAUUUUGCAUGGUUUAUAAUUUGCAAAGUUUACAUAUGUAGAUUUUUUUACCAACUUAAACAAGCGUGAUAGGUGACAUGAAUUUGCAAACAAUUUACAUAUCACAUUUGGAAAAUUAUUUUUUUGCGAAAAUACAAAACGUUUUACCACAGAAAUAAAUAAAUUUGCUCGAAAUACUCGUCUUAAAGCCUGAAUUUACUCUCGGUUUGCUUACAAAGUUUACCAAGUUUGACGUGAAUUCGCCCAUUGUGCAGUGUGGUAAUACAUAGGUUAUUACCGCGUGGUGAUAAAUAACUAACCACAAUUUCUUCAAGUGUUUAAUAAUUAAUUUACGAAUUUAGUGUGCUAAACAACGCCGACUUAACUUCCAGGAAAAAAUGGCCCAGACGAAUUAAUCCUUCUCAGGGGCAGUUUAGCUUUUAUUAUUUUGUGGGUCAUAAAAAAGCACGGAUUUCUCAUCAAGAUCAAAAGGUGUUCCUCAGACGGAUGCAGACAUGCAAAUCCAACUGGUGUAAACAACCCUGAAAACGAGAGGAAAAAGAACAAAGCAAAAAACAUGUAAACACUCGUCACAAACCAGAUUGCACAAAAUUCCCAGAAGAAAAAAUCCUCUCUCGUUUCAUCAAGGUGAAAGUGCUCCAGUGAAAGUACAGAGUUCUUCGAGAUUGCAUAAACCUUACAAUUUUACCCGUUUAUCUUCCGUAGAAAAACCUUUGUAAAAAAAUACAUGACAAUUUUUUUCAUAUUUCGUAUUUCGUAAAUCUUGCAAUUUAUACAUACCCAAUUGGCUAGAUGAGAUCUCAAACUUUACAAUUUUCCACUAAUCCUUUCCCUUCUAUCUUAUUUUGAAAUUUUUUAUAAAAAAAAAUUCCCAAAAGUAUUUAUCGUCGUGAAAUUUAUCCACUUUUCAAAAUUUCGUCCCCAUUAUAACCACUUUUCUCCACAUAGCCGCAUAAUUAAUUAAACUUUAUCUUUCUCUGUUAGACGUCCGAAUCUCAUUUAAAAUUUUUAAACUAACAAUAUUCCCAAAAAUAUCCAUCGACGUUAAACACCUCAAAAUUAUUCAAAUUUUCAAAAAUUUCAAAAAAUCACCAUGACAACCAACUUUCUCCUCCUUCUCGCCCUCUUAUUUCCCUCCAUCCUUUCCCUUUCCUCCCAGCACCACUGCGAAACUGAAGCCGACUGUGCCGGCAACUUUAUCACGUGUCUCGACAAUCGCUGCGUCUGCGACGAGGAUGAAGAACGUCGCCUCGAAUCAAUCGGAUUUUCCGCGUCUGCGCCCUCGUCGUCAUCUUCAUGUCGCGGCGUCGCCCUGGUCGGCGACCACUGCGACAACGUGACCCACAUCUGCACCGCGAACGCCACGUGCUCCCCCACCACGCGCGAGUGCACGUGCAACCCUGGCUUCGAAACUUACAUCCACGCGAAAGAAUGUAAACGAGUGUAUGGUUCGAAAUGCGAUGCGAAAUGGGAGCUAUGUAACCCGGAAAAGUUUCUGACAUGUGACACACCGGAAGUGGGCGAGAAGGGAAAAUGUGCCUGCAGUCAUGCCGACCUUGCCUGGGAUUCCGUGCAGGACGCAUGCGUACCCCCGAUUGGCGGACAGUGCGAUUUAAAGGUUUGGAUGGGAAUAAAACUUGGUUGUGGGGCGGGAGCGGAAUGCAUUUAUAAUAUUGGUGACGGACAUUUCGGGAUGUGCGAGUGCCUACCCGGGUAUUAUUCGGAGGUAGCAGGAGAGGAAGAAGAUGCACAUCAAUGUUAUCCUAUUUUCGGGCGGGUAUGCAAAGAAGACGAAAUUUGCGGGGGUGGCGACUAUACCUGCCACGUGGAAUCGGGCACGUGUCAAUGCAAGGAAGGCCACGUUUAUCAAAAUGAAAGUACCACUUCCGGUUGUCGAAUCGCGGUAGGUCAACCGUGUCAAGGUAACAAUAAUUCAUGCGUCUCUAACGCUGCCUGCACUUCCGGAUCCUCCACGUGCGAAUGCCUCCCCGACUACGUCCCAACUUCCGGUGGGACUUGCCUACUCGGUUUUGGGGGGAGAAAUUGCUCCCUAAAGAAUCCUUGUCAUACCGAAUCCGGUCUGAUUUGUGCUCCUUUCUCCACCACGUGCUCCUGCCGGGACGGAUUUAUUUACGAUCUCGACACUGGAACUUGUCUAGGCACGCAUGGAACCGACUGUGUCGUGCCUUUCACUUCCGUCGACAUUCCUUCCGCGCUCACGUUACCAUGCGUUCCCCACGCGACGUGCCACGUGCUCCACCACGUGUGCCUGUGUGAACACAAAUUCGCCAUUUCGCGGGAUUCUGGCCUCUGCCACCACACAGUCGGGACACCCUGUCAAACCGGAAGUGGGGAUGAAUGCUUACCCGACCUCGGGAUGACGUGUACAGAAAAUUCGACUUGUUCCUGUUACCCGGGAGCGGGCACUAUUUAUGAUGAAUCACAGGGCGCCUGCCUUCUAAAAGUUGGGCAACCCUGUAACCUCUCGGCGGGCAAGAAGUGCAUAAAACGGGCCUUUUGCGGGACCCGGGAUCUCUGCCAGUGUUACCAUGGUUACGCGGAAACCCCGCUGGGCGACUGUUUAGCAUCCCAUGGACUUUUUUGCAAUACCGGAAGUGAGGAAGAUGAUUACGAUGAUGAAGAAAUUUACAUAUCCUGCAAUAAUUAUGCAGGGUUGGAAUGCAUUGACAAAAAAUGUGCUUGCCCACGUGGUUCGUUUUGGGAGGAAAAUGCUCAAAAGUGUGACAAUUCUUCGAGGCCGGAUUUUAUCCGUUCGGAUGCCACGAUUUCGUCGCAUUUGAUGAGUCAUGACCUUGACGACCUGGACCUGAACGCUGGUGACGACGACCUUGUCACGACCCCAGCCUCGUAUUCACAUCCUUUUCAAAAUCAGGUGUAUUUCGCGGGUGGUGUGAUUAUUAUUCUGGUCAUCAUUUUAUUACUGGCAAGUCUACUGAUUUGGUAUCUUGUGAGGAAGUGCAGGAACAAAUCGGAUCAACAAAAAGAUCAGAAAGCUAUGCAAAAGUUGAAGACGUUUAAUGAAGAGAAAUUUGCAUAGAAAAAAAAUCUUAAACAUUUAGGGGGCAUGGGUUAAUUAUAAAAAUUUGUGAGAUUUUGUUGCGAAUUUAAUUCGCAAAUUUAUUUGUUUUUAAAAUUUAUUUAGACACUUGAGGUGAUAAGUUUUUUGUUACAAAUUUUUUUAUUUCGUAAUCGUUUACAAAAAUAUAAUCUCAUAAAAUUCUUGAUUUCAUGAUAACUCACGGAAUCUCAAAAAUUCAAAAAAAACAUGAACACACUUGCAAAAAAACAAGAGGGAAAAAUCAUGGAAUACCAAUCCAAAAAAUUCUGCACAACUUUACCGCAAGAAAUCAUGCACUACACAUGCAAAUAAAUUCCAUGCAAAAAUUACUACCAUAUGCAAAACCUCUGCCCGUUCAACAACCCUUUAUUACAAGAAAUGAAUGGAUCUCAAAACGUUCGCGAUUCCAUUCUUACCGUUUUUUGUGUACCAUUAAUUACUAUAUUUCCCAUAACGUGCCGCAUGCUAAAAACACAAUUCAGAAUUGCUUGUGCCAAUAAA
Messenger RNA from Folsomia candida, 3825 nucleotides. RefSeq names its product multiple epidermal growth factor-like domains protein 10. The coding region runs from base 1339 to 3303 and encodes 654 amino acids. The record is from RefSeq and is a predicted model, not a curated record. The transcript is spliced from 2 exons. NCBI's taxonomy places the organism in Eukaryota, Metazoa, Arthropoda, Collembola, Entomobryomorpha, Isotomidae.